Molecule: messenger RNA, 1563 nt
Organism: Daldinia childiae
Lineage: Eukaryota; Fungi; Ascomycota; Sordariomycetes; Xylariales; Hypoxylaceae
Product: SAM50-like protein SPAC17C9.06
Exons: 4
Coding region: 1-1563 (520 amino acids)
Biological process (GO): protein insertion into mitochondrial outer membrane
Cellular component (GO): outer membrane; SAM complex
Source: RefSeq, a predicted model, not a curated record
AUGGCUCGUAAUAGUCCUCCCGAGAAUAAUGAUGUUUUUGAAGGUCUUCUAAAGUCCGAGACUGCAUCUGUAGAGCAGAGAGCGGUAGCAGAACGAGCCCAAACUCAUGAUACUCAAUCCGAGCAAAGAGCAAUCGAAUUGCUAUUACAAAAUCAAACACUUCCCGUCACACUCUCUUCUAUCGAGAUCAAUGGCGCCAGACAUACGCGCGAAUCAUUCCUCGCCCCCUUAUUCCAGCCUCUCCUAAACGACAGUCGCAAUGCCGACUAUACUCUUGCUGAUAUGCUGGAUCAAGUGAGUGGAGCAGUCGCAAAAUUGCAGAAAUUCGACAUUUUCCACCCCAACAUUCUCUUCCACUUAUCUCGACCGCCUCAUCUCGACCCGUCUUCUACUCCAACAGACCUCGAUAUUUCUCUUCGUGUGCGCGAAAAGUCUCGACUCCUCCUCAAGACCGGUACCGACCUAGGCAACACAGAAGGCUCCGCGUAUGGAUCUAUGUUAUGGAGGAAUAUAUUCGGAGGUGCCGAAUCCCUGUCACUAAACGCCUCUGCCGGUACGAGAACACGUUCAGCGUACAGUGCCGAAUUCGCUACCCCGAUACAAAGCAAUCCCAAUUUGCGCCUCAGUAUUGAAGGACUCGCUAGUAGUACGCAGAAGCCAUGGGCGAGUCAUGAGGAAGUUCUAAAAGGCGGAGGCGUCAAGCUGCAUUGGCUGAAGGACAAUGGUGACCGACAUCAACUUGGUUACUCCGGUGCCUGGAGGCAAUUAACGGGCCUUGCAGCAGAAGCGAGUCCUACUGUUCGAGGCGAUGCAGGAGACUCUGCUAAGAGUGCUAUAUCUUACCUAUUCCAACGAGAACGGAGAGAUAAUCCUAUGUUACCGCAAAGCGGAUACCUCGUCAAGACGGCCACGGAGCUUGCCGGGUGGGGAUCCCUAGGUGGAGAUGUCGGCUUCUCCAAGAGCGAGUUGGAGGUUGCCGGCGCAGUACCCAUCCCUAUACCUGGGAUUCGAGGACCCUCUGGCGUAUCCAUCGGCGGUGGCUUCCGAGCGGGUUUACUUUAUCCUCUUCCUUUAAUGUACGGUUUCGGUGGUGCGUCGCCAAGUCGGAUUAACGAUCGAUUCACCCUCGGAGGCCCGACAGACGUGCGAGGUUUCUCGCUAGGUGGUCUCGGUCCUAGAGAUGGCAACGAUGCUCUUGGCGGCGAUGUUUUUGCGGCAGGGAGUGUAAACAUGCUUAUCCCUCUACCCCGGGUUGGACCUGAGUCUCCAUUCCGGCUGCAGCUUUUUGCCAACGGUGGCAGGCUGGUAGCGAUGAAGAACAAAUCCGGUGAUACUGAUAAGACAGCCAACCAACGCCUAAGUGCCAGCACGGUAUUCGACGGUAUGGUUUCCGCAACCAAGGACCUCAGCACCGGACUACCUAGUAUUGCUGCUGGUGUAGGGCUCGUAUAUGCACACCCAAUUGCAAGAUUUGAGCUAAAUUUCAGCUUGCCAUUGGUUAUGAGGCGGGGAGAAGAGGGUCGGAAAGGAUUACAAGUCGGUGUUGGAAUUAAUUUCCUAUAA